AUACAACAGGUCGUUAUUCUUGGAAAGAUGGAAUAUCAAUAAUAAACUAUUUUCUACAUUAAGGAUUGUCAUGUGCAAAUGAGUAAUGGGGUUCUCUAUUAUCUGCAUCGCAAAAAAACAAAAAAUAUUUCAAUGGUGGGCUUUUCGUGAAAUUCAUUCACUAAAAUAAAAUAACCUGGAGUAAAACUUUGCAACCUACGGUAAGAGAAAAUGGCGCUGUUCCACUGUGACUGAAUAUGUUUACUGCCUGUCUGAAUUUCAUGAAUCACUCCAUCAUUAUUGCACACAUUCUAGGUGUGAUAAGACCUCUCCCUUUCAGAAGGGUGUCACAUGCUUCUGUUUACCUAUCCCAUGCAUAGUUAAAGUAAACAUUGUUUAGCUGUGCUAUCACUCAAGUGCUGCAGAAAAACUUUGAGAGCUUUAUUCGGCACUCCCUACCAACUGUGUCUCAGUCAAUCAAGUAGGUCUGAACACUUGGUUUAAUAGGCUUGGUUUAGUCGCCGGAGUUGGACAGGCUGGCCUCAAGAUGAACUGGCUUUUCCUCCAGGGCCUCCUCAGUGGGGUGAACAAGUACUCCACAGCGUUCGGCCGCAUCUGGCUCUCAGUGGUCUUUGUCUUCAGGGUGUUGAUUUUGGUGGUGGCUGCGGAGAAGGUGUGGGGCGAUGAACAGAAGGAAUUCUCCUGCAACACGGCCCAGCCGGGUUGCCACAACGUCUGCUAUGACCAUUUCUUCCCCGUGUCCCUCGCGCGACUGUGGGCCCUGCAGCUCAUCUUCGUCACCUGCCCCUCGCUGCUGGUGGUGUUGCACGUGGCCUACCGCAAGGAGCGAGAGCGCAAACACUGCCUGAAGUACGGCGACGGGUGCCCUCGCCUCUACGCCGACGUGGGGAAGAAGCGCGGAGGUCUGUGGUGGACGUACUUCCUGAGCCUGCUCUUCAAGAUGGGAGUGGACAUGGUCUUUGUCUACCUGGUCUACUACAUCUAUGAGGCUAAUUUUUUCCCCCUGCUAGUCAAGUGCAAAGAGGAGCCCUGCCCCAACGAGGUGGACUGCUUCAUCACCCGGCCAACGGAGAAGCGCAUCUUUGCCACUUUCAUGGUGGUCAUCAGCCUGAUAUGCAUCCUCCUCACUCUCAGCGAGCUCCUUUACCUGGCCGGCAAGCGCUGCAGGGAGAGCUGCAGGCCCAGGCGGCGCUCCGUUCAGCCGUCUGCGGCCUCUUCAGUGCUGGAUAAGAAUAAGACUUCCUUCUUGGAGGUCCACCCUCUGAAGCAGCUUGAUAAUGGUAAUAAAGACACCAGCGUUCCCGCGUACAGCGUGGCGGUCUCCUGAGCAGGAGACACUAGUCUUUGGAGGUUGUCAGAGGAAACAAGGUUCAAAAAGACUAAAGAUGUGGUGGCUACUUUUGUUCCUAAUGCCCAACCCCAUGCAUUGCAAAGCAAUUGAAGCAGCAGUUAAUAUGUUGUAUUUUACUGAAAAAUUGCUGGAAGAAGAACAGUUACAGUAGGUGUAGCUAAUUUUAUCCCGAGUGGUUGAUAAAUUUCUAUGUUUCCUGAGAGUGUGUGCAAAUAUGACAAAAAGUAAAAAGUUAUAAAUAAACUGAAAUGGAAGAUUUGUAAUCAUCAUGCCAAAACCUCACAUUGAAACCCUGUAACAGAACUUUAAAAGAUUUUUUCUUCAAAAGGACGUUUUCUUACAAGUUCUGUGUGCAAUUCAGUCCUCUUGACUUCAUUUUUGAAAGACUUUGAAAUGUAGGGAAUGUUACAUUUCUUCCUUAUCUAGUGUUCCUCAUUGUUGUUGAUAUGUUUAUUUUUAAAAUCUAAAUGUAAAAUGCUGUUGAAUAAUAUAUCCUUAAGUAUAGCACCCUGGAAAAUGGCCUUUAGCAUCAAAUAAAAUAUCAAAGAAAAACACAUAUAAAGGAGAGGAAUGGCAUUCCCUUUUACAUGGCUUGUCACAUGUCUGAAAUGCACAACCAAAAAAUAAACUUAUAUUUGAUUUAUUUGUUAUCCUCAUAUCUGUUGUAAGAAUAAUUUGUCUUAAAAUGUUUUAAAAAACAUUUCUGAUCAUUUCAAUUAAAAGAUUAAAUACAGUGGACACUAUUAAGGACUGAUUGUUUUCAUUAUUUAUCAAGGGGUAAUUCAAUUAUGAUACUCAAACUGCAUUUCUCAUUCAAGAAUACAUUAUUGAGAGCAAGGGAAGCUUAUUACGAUGGCAUUCCCACUCGACCUGAACCCAAUCAAACAUCUGUGGGAGCAAUUGAAGAGGGAAAAGGCCAAACAUCAAGUUACAUUAAGAGAUUCUCUACGGGAACUGCUGAGAAAGUUCUGGAAUGAAAUGGAAGACGAGGUGUUGCAUAAGCUGGUGGAAUCAAUACCAAGCAAAGUGGAAAUGGUAAACAAGGCGAAAGAUGGACACACCAAGUACUAACUAUUUUUUACCAAUAAAUACCGACACACUUUACAUUGUUUUAAAUUUAUAUAUUCUUGAAUAAAAAGUAUUAAAAAGUAUUGCGAAGUAUCAUAAUAAUGAAAGUAAUCAGUUCCUGGUAGUGUCCUCAAACUUUUGGCCCUUACAGUAUUUCUAAAUCUCUGUGGGGAAAAAUGGUUAUUAAAUUAGAUAAAUUAUUUGACUUUAAUAUGUACAUAAAUUGUACUAGUUAAUAUGAUUAUUCACUACACUCCCCAAAUUAUAACCUCCUUUCAUCCAAGAAGUUCUUCACUGUGCACCAAAUAAACAUAUGAUUUUUUAUUUA
This is a messenger RNA of Anguilla rostrata (American eel), 2747 nucleotides long. Its product is annotated as gap junction beta-4 protein-like. Gene Ontology annotation, cellular component: connexin complex. The record is from RefSeq and is a predicted model, not a curated record. The coding region runs from base 527 to 1327 and encodes 266 amino acids. The transcript has a single exon. NCBI's taxonomy places the organism in Eukaryota, Metazoa, Chordata, Actinopteri, Anguilliformes, Anguillidae. Gene Ontology annotation, molecular function: gap junction channel activity. Gene Ontology annotation, biological process: cell-cell signaling.